GAAAAGCCCGCUGGUCGAUGUCCCGCAGGCCAACAAAUUGUUACUGUACAAGGACAACAAUUGGGAACAAUUUGAAAGCCUUAAAAAAUUCCCGUUUCAUUUCUGAAUCCAAAUGCGUGCAAACUGGAAUAACAUUGCUAUUACAAUUCUCUUCGUGUUAGUCGUCGUAGUUUUUUAUAAAUUAGCGAGUUAUCCUCGAGUAAGUCCACUGAAUAAGAUGACUUCCAAGAUGAAAGAAACAGCAACAGCAACAGAUGUUUCUUCGGAAAAGAUGGAUACUUCCAGUGAUGAAUCUUCAGUAUUUAAAGCCAAGCUUAUUCAGGCAGAGGCUAAGAUCAAAGAACUUAAAACAUUGUUAUAUCGGAAUGACCGAAGCACACAAGAAAGGGAGAUGAAACAGGCUAUCAAAGGAUUUUCGGGUCACAAGCUGGUCCAUCUGGAUCUCAAGGGAGCUCCUCCAAAAAUGUCUUAUCUUCUUAAGUUGCUGCCAUCUUUUAAAAAAUGGGGAGCAACUGGCCUUCUGGUUGAAUAUGAARACAUGUUUCCUUACCAUGGGGAACUAGAGAUUAUCAAGACAUCUAUUGCUUACAGUUCCCAAGAAGUAACCCAUUUCUUGGAAGAAUGUGAGCGUCUUGAAUUGAUGGUUGUUCCUCUGAUUCAAACAUUUGGUCAUUUAGAGUUUGUUUUGAAGCACAAAGCAUUUGCUCAUCUUAGAGAGACCAAGAAAGCACAAAAUUCAAUUUGUCCAAAUAAAAACGGUUCAAUACCCCUGCUAAAGAAAAUAAUUGAUCAAGUCCUUGACCUUCAUCCAAACAUCAAAUAUUUCCAUGUAGGUGGAGAUGAGGUGUUCAACUUGAAGACUUGUCCAGUUUGUAUGGCAGACUCAAGGAAUAAGUCCCAACUUUUUGUUCAUCACAUGAAACCAGUAUUGGAAUAUGUCAAAAGCAAAAAGCUUACUCCAUUGAUGUGGGACGAUAUGAUGAGAGAAUGGACUGUUGAUGACAUGAAGGAGUUGAGUGAAGUCAUGGAGCCUGUCGUCUGGGCUUAUGGAGAUAACCUGGAGAAUCAGUUCCCUCCAGACAUGUGGAUCAGAUAUUCAGCUGCUUUUCCCAAGAUCUGGGCUGCCAGUGCUUUUAAGGGUGCUACCAAACCAAACAGUAACUUUGUGCCGAUCCACUUCCACGUCAAGAAUAACUUACAGUGGCUCAAGAUUAUAUCGAACAUCCCUGAGAGUAGUACUAUUGAAGGCAUUGCAUUGACUGGAUGGARCAGGUUUGAUCACUAUGCUGCUUUGUGUGAGUUACUUCCAGCUGGUCUGCCAUCUCUAGCUUUCUGUCUUGGAGCAUUAAAUAAAGGUUAUAUGAAUGAAGCAGCACAGCUUCCAAUCAAGAGGGAACUUGGCCUUCGUGAUAAUUUUGAGAUUGAAGUAACACGUUUCCCGAAGCGAUACACGCCUCCCACAGCAGAGUUUCCUGGUCACAUGAUAUUCACACUGGUCUUCAAACUGAAGAAAGCACUCUAUCGAUUGACAGGAAUUGAGCACCUAGAGGAUGGCUGGCUUCUUAGUCGUCAGUUGAAGACACGUUUCUUGAGCUAUCAGCAUGUUAACACUGCAUUUAACUAUUCAGAACAGGCUUUGGAUAUUUUGAAASAACUAAAGAACGAGGUAGUGGAGCCUCUAAGCGAAGUGUUCGACAAAACUGUCGUAGACGAGUGGGUGGAAGAUAAAAUUGACAGUAACAUUCGUAGAGCUAAAAGACGGUAUGACGAACUCAAAAAACUCGAAGCAUCGUUUGGCUGAAACUUGGGUAUUCCUCGGGGGCUGAAUUAGAGGGUCGUGAAGCACCCCUUUUAAAGGACGGGUCCUGAAUCAUGUAACAUAAGGGUAACAGGGGGGUCGAGGUAUUUAAUCAAUGUGAAA
Actinia tenebrosa (Australian red waratah sea anemone) is the source of this 1921-nucleotide messenger RNA. RefSeq names its product hexosaminidase D. The record is from RefSeq and is a predicted model, not a curated record. Gene Ontology annotation, molecular function: hexosaminidase activity. Gene Ontology annotation, biological process: carbohydrate metabolic process. NCBI's taxonomy places the organism in Eukaryota, Metazoa, Cnidaria, Anthozoa, Actiniaria, Actiniidae.